GGAAAUUCACCUCUGGUGCGUCAAAUUGCCCUCCUUCUCCUCCUCCACCGCACGCUCCUCUUCCUCUGCUUUCGCCGAUCCCUCCCUGCUCACCUCCUAUUGGUCGCUGCUGAGUCAGCAGGAAAAGCACCGGAUCGCAUCGUCACCGCCGCAUCAGCAGCACGCAGCCGCCACGCUGCCAUCCCCUCGCCUGCUGGCGGACGCCUAUUGGCUGAGCGGCGGCGACUCCGUGCCGUCCCCCUCGCUGCCGUGGCCGCUGUCCCCCGCGCAGCUGCAGCAGCUGCUCACGCGCGCCCUCGUGCGCGUCUCGCUCGCCCGCUACCUGGAGGGGCGGGUGCACCCGGGAGACAUUCUCUUCCGCGCCAACCCCUGGGGCAAGCCGCAGGUGUGCUGGGCCUCCACCUUCAACCCUGCCUCGCCCAACCCACGCACCCAGCCCUGGCAGGAGCAUGAGAAGGAGGGGGCAAAGCAUGCAUCACAGAGGAGCAGCGCGGACAGCAGAGAGGCAGGGCAGGCGUCUGUGAGCAUGGAGAAGGCAGGUCACCCCUUGCAGUGGCGGCGCGAGGAAGCUGCUGAGACCGCCACGGACAGGGAAUGCGGGAGUAAGAGUGCAGGUGACACGGUGACUAGUAGCAGCAAGAGUUCUCUUGACACCCGCCGUGAUGACUCGUGCACAACCAGCAGCAGCAGCAGCAGCAGCAGCAGCAGCAGCAGCAGAAGCCCGGGCGACAGCAGCAGUGGAGCAGUGGCGUUGCAUUUCAACGUGAGUCACACGGAGGGUCUGAUCGCCGUGGCGGUGACGGCCGCCAUGCCCGUGGGCGUGGACGUGGAGGGCACCGCUCGCUGCCCCCGGAGGGGCGUGCUGCCCGUGGCCCGCCGGCGGUUCGCUGCGGAGGAGGCGGCGUGGGUGGGCGCGGGGCGCGAUGAGACGGAGCGGCAGCGGCGCUUCGUGCACCUGUGGACGCUCAAGGAGGCGUACGUGAAGGCGCACGGGAGGGGCAUGAGCGCGCUGCCCUUCCGCUCCUUCGCCUUCCGCCUCUCACCGUCGCACCAAGCUGCCCUCGCCCUCCACCACGCCCUCGCUCCCCCUCGCCGCGCCCACCAGGCGUGGGCCAUAGGCCUCACCCACCACUCCAGCCCCGCCCCUCCUCUGCUCGCCUGCGACCAACCAUCCCCCGGUGCCUCCCCUGCCACUCACUCUUUGCCUCAUGCCUCGUCGCACGAGAUGCUCGCCUGCGAUGUUGAUGUGGCGCAACCAGAGAGCGCCAUGUGGCGCAGCAUGCUUGUCCAGCUGUCGCCAGCCCACGUGCUUGCUUUGAGCCUGGGCUGCCAGCAUCUGCCCCACCACCAUGCCUUGCGCCUGCAUGCGUGGAACACUGUUCCUCUCCUAAGAGAUGAGUCUGUUACAGACAUGUCGGGGCUUGGCAUCUCACUUUAG
Messenger RNA from Closterium sp. Naga37s-1, 1438 nucleotides. The record is from the annotation of a GenBank genome assembly. Lineage: Eukaryota; Viridiplantae; Streptophyta; Zygnematophyceae; Desmidiales; Closteriaceae.